Saprolegnia parasitica CBS 223.65 is the source of this 2305-nucleotide messenger RNA. RefSeq lists its product as hypothetical. The record is from RefSeq and is a predicted model, not a curated record. Gene Ontology annotation, cellular component: Golgi medial cisterna; Golgi trans cisterna; membrane. The transcript has 11 exons. Lineage: Eukaryota; Oomycota; Saprolegniomycetes; Saprolegniales; Saprolegniaceae. The coding region runs from base 14 to 2206 and encodes 730 amino acids.
GACUACCAGCGCGAUGGGCAACAGCGACAGCAAGAGCAAGUUCCGCGAGUCCGUCUACAAGCUCAGCAACGAGGAGGUCUCGAGCCGGCAGCUCGAGUUCUGGGACAAGCUCUGGAAGAUCCCGACGACGGCCGAGGAAAUCUUCACGCUCAUCCAGCCCGAUGACAUUCGCAUGCUGCGCCAGAAGCAGCAGGCCAACCUGAGCACGAUGCUCACGCAGGCCAUCUCGCAGCUGCAUCAGAUCGUCGACACGCCGCUGCCCAAGUACUACCCGCAGGCGGUCAACUGCAUUCGCGUGCUGACGCGGACCAUGCCCUUUAUCCUCGAGGACCGUGGCGACGACUUUGUGCAGCAGCUGCUCUGGGGCCCGCUGCCUACCGCGGACGACGCCUCCGAAGCGCCACCGACGUGCUUGGCCAAGCGCCUCAUUGACGCGACCAUGGGCCUUCUCUUCCUUCCCGACUUUACCGUAUCGGCGCCGGCGUACAAGGCGUACCGCGAGCAGCUCUCGACGAGCGGCAGUGGCGCCAAAGUCUACCCGUCGCUCUUGUGGUAUUCGGGCGUCGGCUUCCCAGACGCGUCGGCCACGCACGCUGUCUUGUACGACAAGAACCGCAAGGAGGUGCUCAAGCUCCUGCUCACGUGCUUCUCGGGCAUCUUGUACCACACGGCCGACUCGUGCGACCAGUCGACGGACCCGUUCCUGGCCUACGCCACGCGCGAAGGAUCGGCAUUCUCGCCGACGCUCUUCUACUCGCUCCUCAAUGUCACGCUACUCUACGACCCGGUGGGGUGGGGCGUCCCGUACGCCGGCUCGAUCGUCGCGGACGAGCGCGAGACGCUUGUCGACAUCUCUGUUCAAGUGCUUCUUGUGCUCUUGGACUUUGGCAAGCCGGCCAUCGAGACGGACGGCGUCGUGACGUGCAGCAACAAGUACCGCGAGCUGCUCUCAAGCGUCCAUCGCGAAGAGGACUUUGAUUUGAUCUUCCACGGGCUCGCCAAGCUCCUCAACAACUACCACCAGAGCAUGAACACGAUUCUGCCCAACUCGAUCAAGCAGAUCAAGUGCCACCAAGAGCUGCUCGUGCUGCUUUGGAAGAUGCUCGACGAGAACAAGAAGUUUCUCCAGUUUACGCUCAAGCGCGCCGACACCAACAAGAUUGUCGUGCCGCUGCUGUACCUCAUGUACGAAGGCCGGAAAGAGCCGUCCAAAGUGGGCAUGAUUCACAUUUGCACGUUCAUUCUGCUCUUGCUGAGCGGUGAGCGCGACUUUGCCGUAAACCUCAACAAGCCGUUCGAUCUCAAGCUGCCGCUGGAUUUGCCGCCGUUCAACGGCAACCACGCCGACCUCCUCGUUGUGUGUCUGCACAAGGUCAUCGUCAACGGCUUUGAGAAGCUCAACUCGGUCUACAACUGCUUUCUCACCAUCAUCUCCAACAUUUCGCCCUACAUCAAGAAGCUCAACAUGGUGUCGAGCGUGCGUCUUCUGCGCCUCUUCAAGCUCUUUUCGCAGCCGCGGUAUUUAUUCGACAACGAAGCCAACCACCACCUCGUCUUCUUCCUCCUCGAUACGUUCAACAACAUCAUCCAGUACCAGUACGAAGGCAACGAACAAAUGGUGUACGCCAUGGUGCAGAACAAGGACCUCUUCCACAAGCUCAACGCGCUCACGAUGCCGGUAACGCAGGCGACGCCGCGCAGCAGCAGCACGCCAUCGGUUGCCGACGACGACGCCGAGAGCGUCCCGUCGGUCGUGCCGCUCGUCGCGCUCACCGACACGGCGGCGUCCGAGGACGCGACGGCCGAAGAACCGUCGUCGACUAAGUCGGCGGCCGCGCCCGUGCCGGCGCCGGUGGUCGGUGGCCGCUUUGUGCCCAACGAAGCGUGGAUCCAGAGCUGGAAGAAGAAGCUGCCGCUCAACACGUCGCUGCGGCUGCUGCAGUACCUCGUGCCACAGCUCGAAGACGCGUGCGAGCUCGCGGGCGGGAGCUUGGACGAGACGUCGAUGCUCACGUUCCUUCGCAGCACGACCAUGGUCGGGCUCCUUCCCGUGCCGCAUGCGAUCGUGAUCCGCAAGUACCAGACCAACCAGUUUACGAACCUCUGGUUCACGACGUUUACGUGGGGCGUCAUUUUUCUGCGCAACCAAGCGUUCCCCCUCUUUGACGGCGCGUCCAUCACGCUCUUUACGAUCAAUGUCCUGUAAUCGCAGCAGUAGACUAGGAUAACGCUAUGAAUAUGCUUUUAUAAAUGCUGGCAAUCGACAUGGCGUAUCCAGCGUCAAUACUAAACUGUGGAUUGCCCC